AUGAAGGACAAUUCCUCAGUAAUCACAAUUUUGACGCUUUCAGGGGUAAGUGGGACCAAAAACUACCGCCUGGCUCUCUUUCUUCUGACUCUGUUGUGCUACUGUGUGAUCUGGCUGGUUAAUAUGACCAUCAUUGUGACCAUCAUCAUCGACAAAAGCCUUCAUCAGCCCAUGUAUGUAUUCCUCUGUAAUCUGUGUAUUAACGGGCUCUAUGGGACAGCAGGCUUUUACCCAAAGUUUCUCAAGGAUCUCCUGUCGGCCUCUAGUGUCAUUUCUCCCUCUGGAUGUCUUCUGCAGGGUUUCGUUUUGCACUCCUCGGCCUGCGCUGACUUCUCCAUUUUAGCUCUGAUGGCCUAUGACCGAUAUGUGGCUAUUUGUCGACCUCUGGUUUACCACUCUGUGAUGACUAAACAAAGAGUUUGUGUGUUGGCGUUUGUUGCUUGGCUUGUUCCCUUUUAUCUCCUGUCUAUAAGCACAAUAACAACAUCGACGUCAAGGUUAUGUGGCUCCAGGAUCCCAAAGAUCUACUGCAUCAAUUUCUUGGUGGGUAAACUGGCUUGUUCUUUCUCCCUCGCGAUGGUCAUUGUUCCAGGUUUUAAUUACACUUUUUAUUUCGGUCAUGUUCUUUUUGUUAUUUGGUCUUAUGUUUAUCUGAUCAGAACCUGCCUGAACUCUCAGGAGAGCAGGAGUAAGUUCGUGCAAACAUGCCUGCCUCAUUUAUUCUGUCUGAUAACCGUCGUCGUUUCUCUGCUCUUUGAUUUGCUCUAUAUGAGAUUCGGCUCCAAAGCGUUGCCUCCAGGCGUUGGGAAUUUUAUGGCGAUGGAAUUUGUGAUUGUCCCUCCAAUCCUAAAUCCACUCAUCUAUGGUUUGACGUUAACUCAGAUAAGGACCAGGAUUAAACAGGCUCUGUGCAGUAAACCUCUCAAUAUUUAGAUCACUCUUGUCUUUGUGGCGGGACUUCUGUGGUCAGCAGAAACGCCGUUUAUCCUCUUUUCUCUUCAGCCUGUUAGUUAAAUGCAAAGACCCCGCUGCAGACUUGGUGUUGCUGGGCGAUAGAUAUACUUUCACCUCAUGAAUGUUGGACCGUGUCAAUUUAAUUAUACCUGACAAAAUCUGCUGUGUUUUCUUUUUGUUUUUUGAACCAUAGAAAUAGUUUUUUCUUUUUUUCCUGCCAACUAGAAAAGACGAUUCAGUAAAAAUGAUAAAGAUAAAAAAAAAUUCAAAUCCAAACUUUAUGAAUCUGUUAUAAGGUGUGAAAUGUGUGGGGUAGUGGAGGGACUCAUAAAGAAAUAAAGUGAUUAAUACAUUAACAUGUGAACACAGUCAUAACAACACAGCUUUUGCAUGGGAAGACAGAGAAGGGCAGAUUUCCCUUAUCACAACAACAGCAAUACUACUACUACUACUACUACUACUAAUAAUAAUAAUAAUAAUAACUGCCUGUCUAUGACAGAACCUGACGACCAUUAUUACUGGUUAAAGCUGUUGUGAGCCUUGGGACAGCAGGCUCAUCCUCCUACCCAGGGGGUCUUCAGCGACCUUCAACUGACCUUUCAUAACAACAUCAUUUUACAUACUGGCUGCCUUUUACAGGAACCAUCAUUAAUCUUUAUCAGUGAUUUCUACCCUUCAGCUCAUUAGAUAAGCCUCAGGUUUACUGACAUGUCGUGACUAUGAGCAUUAGUUGUUUACUUUAUUCCUUCUAAGUCCUUGUGUGGUCGUAAAGUCUAUUAAUUCAUUUGAUGUUCAUGCGCCCAUCUUCUUUGUGUAAAAAAUAAAAACCCUGUAUGUAAUAGUUCACGAUCAUCUGUAUGCCUUUUAGUCCAUUUAUUCAGUUAUGACAGUAUGUUUUUAAAAUUCUGCAUGUACUUAUUUCAAAAUAAAAGACUCCUUUAUCACAGUAAUCUUUCAGUAGAUUUCUGUGAGUAAGAUGUCAAAGCAGUCGUCUCCUGAAGCUCUCUGUCUCAUUAUUAAGUGUUGUCUGGGAGGGACCACCAAACCCAGCUAUCAAGUCCCAAUGAUGAUUAAACUGUUUACAAACAGUACAGAAGCAGGACUUUUUCCACUUGAAACUUGUUUUGACGGGAUCCUACGAACUCGCCCAUAAUUAACUUGUAUGAAAAAUACAUCUGUGGGUUUUAACAAAGAAAACAAGUCAAAAUAUUCACUCUUUAAUGAGGAGAAAAGCAAGAAUCACACUUCCUCAGCUUCCACAGAAACCUUUUUUAUUCAGGUUCAAAUCCAGAGUUAAUGCCACAGCUGUUGCAUUCUGUAAAAGAGUCCCUGAGUCAGAAUAAACUAGAUUCACCGACAGUGCAAAGACGCACAUCAUGCAAAAAGUAACUGACUACAGUAAGAAACCAUGAUAAAUAAGAAAGUUGGAAAAGGCUCCAUAAGCAUGUUGUGUGGCUACAGCCUUCUGUCAGUGGCUUUAAUUAGAGGAGAGGCAACAGGUAAGAAAGAGCAGCUCCAAACCUGAAAGGUGAAUUUAGUGACUACACCGCGGAGGCUUUCAGACCGCUCUAGAAACCCUGUCUGCUGUCGCUGUUUGACUGCUGCACAUUUGGUUGUAUCCUGAAAGCCCGGCCCGUCAUUCUCAGAGCUAUUGCAAAAUAACAGAAGAGCACCUUAGCCGUUUCUACAACUGAAAAUAGUGAUCAUUUACAUUAUGUACACGUUUGUACAGUCAACAUCCUGCCACCUUACGUGACCACAUAUUCAAGAUGUCCUCAAGACAUUUGAUGGACACUUUGUAAAUGUGCCAAGAGAAGAAGAGCUCAGAGGCUUUCUUAACUUUUAAAGUGAGAGUGACAUUCAUUAGAUCAUCGAUGUGCAGGUUUUCAGGAUUCAGGAGGUAUUUGAACCAUCAACCUUCUCAAUACUGUGUCUUUGUGGAAAGUGUUGAUGUGUCAUGAUAAAUGAGAGAUGAGGCAUGUUGAUGGGACUCCGUGAAAAUGGUUCAUUCAUGAAGAAGGAAAACUGCAAAAAUGGCUGAAAUGUCUUUUUUUUUUCUUGACAUGGAUUUAAUGACCCCGGCUCUGAGAGUAAUAUUCAUCUGUUCUGAUCUGCUGUGCAAACAGAGACACUCACACAAAAUCAAAUAAGUCCAAAGAGUAAGAUUUGUGAUUAAAUCCUUUAAUAAUCUCAAGUGUUUGGUUGAAGAAAACAUAAAAAUAGCUUUAGAAAACAAAACAAAGCCGACCCAAGAGGUGCCAUUAACUGAAGAAUCUGAGAUUUUAUAAAAGAGGAGUCAAUUUUGGAUGUAAGUGGAUUUGAAAAACAAACACAAGUUAGCACAUUUCUAUUUCUUUUCUGGAUAAAAAAACAACCGGCGCUUCGUUUUUCAAAUGGCCUCCUCCGCUUUCUCCGAGUUUGACAGACGCUAUUGACCCGAUGCCAGAAUGGGUUGGACUGCGUUCAAAUCUGAUGCUGAAUGUUGGGAUCAAAAGUGGAAGAAAAAUAAAAAAGAUUACAGGAACUACAUCUCUGAACACAUCGUUGAGGUAAAGCAACUCCAAGCAUCGUUUUGUAUAAAAUCUUGAUUAAUUACAAAGAAAGCUCUCCGUACAUCAGAGCCAACUAAACCUUUUCCAUUUGAUUCAAUUCUUUAUGUUAAUUUAAAACACGAUACUUGGAUACUAAUCCUAGCAACUUGCUUGCUAAAGCAGAGGGGGGGUUAUUCCUUCACUACCACAUAGGCUCAGUGGGCUUCUACGUUUUCACACAAAAAUGAAGCAGCACUGUCUAUUAUUAAGGCUUGCAUGAAAUCUAUGUUGAGAUAAGUCUAGGAGGACGCACACAGAAUAUUGCUGCAGAGGGGUGACGAUCCCCAAAAAGACCGAACUAAUGAAACAAAACUGAUGAUUAAUACGAUAUAUGGCAUGGAAGAAAAGAAAAGGGAGCGGGACAGAACCGUGUCCCCUCCACGUCUUGCUACUAUCGUUUGCGUUACAGAGCAGGAAGUGUCACGCUGUCACAACGAAGAUCAUCCACUCAUUGACAACAGCAGUCGAGAUGUUUUUUUUGUGACGGGUUGGAGAAAGCAACUGUGGGAUGACAGAUUCUUGGAUUCGUGUAUUUGA
Messenger RNA from Xyrichtys novacula (pearly razorfish), 4082 nucleotides. The record is from the annotation of a GenBank genome assembly. NCBI's taxonomy places the organism in Eukaryota, Metazoa, Chordata, Actinopteri, Labriformes, Labridae.